CACCACAGCUUUCUCCUUAUUGUCGCACGAAAUAGCUAGCACCUGCCGACCCGAGCCUUCAUGUCGUGAGCCAAGACUAGCAAUUUAGAAAGCAAACCACGCUUUGCAUGCAGUUCCCAGAAUUGAGCGCGCAUCGCAGUCAUGUCUCGGCAGCAUUUCCUUCUCCUAGUAGUUCUAUCUCUGAUUGUCAUGUGCGCCUCUGCUGCAAUGAAACCGCGAGUAGACUUAGUAGGCAAACCACCCAGAGCGCCCGCUAACGCUACGUAUUCCCCGAGGCCCAAGAGUAGCGCGAAAUCUCCGCCGAAGCCCAAAAAUAGCGCCGGUUCGCCGCGAAAACCAGGGAGUAGCGCGGGCGGUGGAGGGGGGACUGGGGGAGGCAUGGGAACGAGAAAGGGCUCACCGCCAGUUGCGGCGCCUGGGAAGGGGAAGGGAGGCACGGGAACGGGGAAGUUAGGCAGCGGAGGAACGGGGAAAGGAGGCGGAGGCGGGAAAAGUAGCGGGGAUGUGCGAUCCCCCGGGGGGAAAGGGAGUAAUUCGACAGGCGGGGCCAAGCCGAAGACGAAGGGCAAUGACUCGCCCCCGGACGCACCGCCAGUCGACAACUCGAAUAAUGGCACGCGCAGGUUGACGGUAUUCAAGAACGUGACGCUUCUCUUCCCAAUCAACGCCGCGGCUUUCGCCAUGUCCAUCGCCACCUUCGACAGCCAAGAGGUGGCGCGGAUGUUCGCGUACCAAGCGAUCAGGGGCGCGUACAAGGCGUGGCAGCUGAAAGCGCUGCCCGUGAACACGCGGCUGCCCACCAUGGAAGGCUCCUUCCUCACCAAGGUGUCCAAGGUCAACUCGUCCAAGCUCGCGUUCAGGGGCAAGGGCGACAUCCCCGUUAGAGUCAUAGUCCCGGACAUGUACGAGGGCGAGGAUAUGUACAUUCAUGGCACGAACUCCGUGCUUGUGCCGCCCUCCGUGUGAGUCAAGCCCUUCAGAAAUUGCUGCUGCCCGCAGCCUGCCCAAUGCUGCGGGGCACUCAUUGCUGCAUCCAUGGGGCAGACCCACUCAGCCGUAUUUAGCAGGGUCGCAAGUACAAACCCCUCUGUUCCUUGAGCUCUCCUCCACUCUAUCAGGGCUCUAUCAAGCUCCUGGAACUUCCCAUGGCCCUCGUUAUUCUGCGUACUCACUACAUUAGCCCUGAAAACCUGGAUUCACUCCUCCAUGCUAACGAUGCCUCCACACGUUGUAGAGCGUUGAACAAUACCAGAACAUUUGGAAAAGGUGCAAAACGCUGUACCAGAGGCAUAGUUAUGCUAGCUAACCUUCACAAGAUGUUCACUUUUCACUAG
This is a messenger RNA of Closterium sp. NIES-67, 1334 nucleotides long. The record is from the annotation of a GenBank genome assembly. Lineage: Eukaryota; Viridiplantae; Streptophyta; Zygnematophyceae; Desmidiales; Closteriaceae.